Setaria italica (foxtail millet) is the source of this 2594-nucleotide messenger RNA. RefSeq names its product cationic amino acid transporter 2, vacuolar. Gene Ontology annotation, biological process: transmembrane transport; amino acid transport. Lineage: Eukaryota; Viridiplantae; Streptophyta; Magnoliopsida; Poales; Poaceae. Gene Ontology annotation, cellular component: membrane. The record is from RefSeq and is a predicted model, not a curated record. Gene Ontology annotation, molecular function: amino acid transmembrane transporter activity. Bases 303 to 2180 code for a protein of 625 amino acids. The transcript is spliced from 14 exons.
CACCGUAUAAAGACACAAGCACCAUCGGCACGCCAUCCAAGAACAGCAGCAGCGAGGACUCUUUCGUCUUCCCCCAAUCCUGUCCAAAGAAUCUCCUCUGCUCGAGCUCAACAAGCAAGGGGAGAGAGGAGAGGCGGCGGCCGGCGGGGAGCUGCAGAGGCCUGCAGCCCGCGCGAGGAGCAGCUAGCUCCAUCCCCCCCGAGCUCCCGCCGGCGAACGGCGCGGUAAAAGGCGCGCCUUUGUCGCUGGUGCCUCGCGGGGCCGCGCGCGAGCCGACGGGGUUCGAGGGGGCGGUCGGCGGGAUGGGCGGCGGGGUCCGGGCGCUGAUGCGCCGGAAGCAGGUGGACUCCGAGCGGGCGCGCCCCGGCGGCAGCAGCCACCAGCUCCGCAAGGAGCUCUCCGUUAUCCAGCUCGUCACCAUCGGUGUCGGUUCAACGAUUGGAGCUGGGGUGUAUGUUCUUGUUGGGACAGUUGCUCGGGAGCAUUCUGGGCCAGCAUUGACUCUUUCAUUUCUGAUAGCCGGAAUAGCCGCUGCACUUUCAGCGUUCUGUUAUGCAGAGCUUGCUAGCCGUUGCCCGUCUGCAGGAAGUGCCUACCAUUAUUCAUACAUCUGCGUUGGCGAAGGAGUGGCAUGGUUGAUUGGUUGGGCUCUGAUACUGGAAUAUACAAUUGGUGGAUCAGCUGUUGCCCGUGGCAUAUCUCCCAAUUUAGCCCUAUUUUUCGGAGGAUCUGAUAGUCUGCCAUGGAUCUUAGCACGCCAUGAGAUCCCAUGGCUUGAUGUUGUUGUUGAUCCUUGUGCUGCAUUCCUGGUAUUCCUUGUAACUGGUCUGCUAUGCGUGGGGAUCAAAGAGAGUUCAUUUGUGCAAGGAGUUGUGACAGUCCUGAAUUGCUUUGUGAUGCUAUUUGUUAUUAUAGCCGGUAGUUACAUCGGCUUUCAAACAGGAUGGGUUGGCUACAAGGUUGCUGGCGGAUUUUUCCCUUAUGGAGCGAAUGGAAUGCUUGCUGGGUCAGCAACUGUCUUCUUUGCCUACAUAGGCUUCGAUUCAGUUGCCAGCACUGCUGAGGAGGUGAAAAAUCCGCAAAGAGAUCUGCCACUGGGAAUCGGAACAGCAUUGUCGAUUUGCUGUUCCUUGUACAUGCUGGUUUCAGUUGUUAUUGUUGGUCUGGUACCAUACUUUGCUAUGGACCCAGAUACCCCUAUCUCAUCAGCCUUCGAGAGACAUGGAAUGCACUGGGCAAUGUACCUUGUAACAACUGGUGCUGUUCUUGCCCUCUGUUCAACCUUGAUGGGAUCUAUAUUGCCACAGCCAAGAAUAUUGAUGGCCAUGGCACGAGAUGGCCUGUUACCAUCAUUCUUCUCUGAUGUCCACAAGACGACACAAGUUCCAGUCAAAAGCACAAUUGUGACUGGCAUCUGCGCAGCUUCUCUCGCUUUCUUCAUGGAUGUCUCUCAACUGGCUGGAAUGGUCAGUGUAGGCACGCUCCUCGCAUUCACUAUAGUUGCUGUGUCCAUCUUGAUUCUCAGGUAUGUUCCUCCAGAUGAGGUACCUCUGCCAUCUUCCCUGCAUUCAUCAUUCCGUUUGAGCCAAGGAAAUGAUGAGGAAAAGCUGAGGGAUACUCUUGGAGAUGAGGAUCAUGAACAAGAGGCAUCUGAAAUUAGCGAUGUUGUUGUAGUAGAAUCAGUUAAGGACCCCCUUAUUGAGAAGCAGCUGUACGCAAGCAAGCUGGAUGAGACAAAGCGGCGCAAGAUCGCUGCUUGCAGCAUUGCAGCUGUCUGCAUAGGAGUUCUGGUCCUCACAACUUCAGCCUCGGCGACAUUCUUGCCCUUCCUGGUGAGAUGCUUCGUUUGCGCUUUUGGUGGCCUACUCCUCCUAACUGGUCUGGGCGUGCUCUGCUGGAUUGACCAAGACGAUGGGAGACACUCCUUUGGCCAUUCUGGAGGAUUCAUCUGCCCAUUCGUUCCGUUGCUGCCAGUGAUGUGUAUUCUGAUAAACACAUACUUGUUGAUCAACCUUGGUGGCGGCACAUGGAUGCGAGUGGGGGUGUGGCUGGUGAUGGGGGUGUUCGUGUACAUCUUCUACGGUCGCAGCCACAGCUCAUUGACGGACGUUGUGUACGUCCCUGUGGUUCAGGCGAACGAGAUAUACGGGUCAUCAUCUUCUUCAGGUUUUGUGGCCUAAGGAGUGAAGGAAAGAGACAUUGUCGAAGCCUAUCUUGAGCUAUGUGCUCAACUGCUUUCCGCAGAACCUCAAGGACCCUGACUGGAGCAAGUCCCUGUUUGAGCUAUUAUAAAGCCAUUGCAGGCAAGGGUUUGAAGAAUUCAAUUCAUAUGUCAAUUUCUUGUUAAAAUGUACGUGUAUAAAAUUGUGAUGCACGACCAUACGUGUGCUCCUCAGUCGGAGUAAUGUAAAUAUUAAAAUUAUAGAUGGAAUUAUUACUUCAGGUGUUUAGAGAAGGAAGGCUGGUCUAGGUAUGUGUAAGGUUUAGUACAAGUUUGCUCCAAAUUUCCAAGAAUUGUACCUCUAGUCCCCUAUCCAAAAAGAAUUGUACCUCAAGGUCUUAAAAGUUUUAUAAAAUAUAGUGGAUAAUACCAA